UUUCCUCAUCAUGGCCAUUUGCAUCUCAGCUACAGCAAGCCUGUCAUGUCUUCUCUUUCCUGACGCUUCUUUCGCAGAUAGAAAAUGGUUCCAAUGGAGGUAUUGAAUGAGGUCCAAACAGUUCCAGAACCCAGUCCAGAAAGUGUGAGCCUGAAGGUUCUAGAUCCCAGCCCAGACAAUGAAAGAACCAUUCACGGUUUCGCCCACACCAUGGCUGAAGACAUAAUAUACUCAGCUACAUAUGAGUCCUCAUCCGGGUGUCCUCCAGUCCAGGAGAGACUGGCUGAGAAGUUAGCCUCUCUGGCCAUCACAGCUGCCUUGAAGGAAGCAAUUAGAAGUGAGAUCUUUUGGUCUAAUACAAGAUCUUGGUCAUUUUCCAACCCCAGCCCAUCCUCAGAUAGAAGGGAGCAGGGACUACACAAUACAAGACAUGGGGAGGUUCAUAUGCACACAGAGAUGAGUGGCAAUGGUGAGAAACCUCAAUAUAACCCCAAUGUGACCAUCAAGUCCCACAGCUCUGGAUCAUCCACCUCCACUUCACAACCCUCCAAACACACCCACUCCUACUGCUCCAUCUUACCCCAGUCGGGGCUUCCUACAGUGGGAUCACUGGACUACCCAGAUGCCCCUCCAACCACCCCUCUUUUCCCAGAGAUGGUCCAGAGCAGGUCUAGCUUUACCCAAAAACUAAAGGGGGGUUUGGCUAAAGAGUUCCUCCCCUCUCCCCCUCCCCCUACCCCUAAGGAAAAGCACAGAGAGGGGGGGCUCGCAUUGGAGACUGUGGGGGAGGUCGAGGACACCCGGGAGGGGGAGGAUUUCAUUGGGCGUCUGUUGAGCUCUCUUUCUCUGGAGUGUUCUGAGAGAGAGGAAGUUUGGAAAGAAGAGGAAGAGUUUGAUUUACCAACAGGUAUUUUGAUGGACGGUUAUGAAGAGCGAGGACCCAACGGAAGGAGAGCCAAGCUGAUGGCAUAUGUGGAUGCACUAUAUGUGGAUGCACUCUCUGAUGAGAUCACCACCUGGAUGACAAAUAACAUGACAAAUAUUGACGGCCUCUCUCUGAUAUGUGAUCAAAUGGUUGAUCAAAUCAUCACAUCCUCCAUGAGUGAGGUGAGGCUGAGGAAGUACGUUGGAAGGCUGGUCUCAGAUGCACUCUCCAUGGGAUGGGAAGAGCAGAAGGCAGCCUCUCUCCAUGACUCCCUGGUUCUCCAGCAGGAGCAGAUAGGGAGAAGGGAACCAAACCCAAUGGACCAAGGGGCUCAUCUAAUUGUCUAUCCCUAUCCAACCAAUCCCAACCAGUCAUCCAGCAUCCAACUUUGCUCACCCAAAACGAAUGAGAUGGAUCUGGAUCUGACCACUAACACAGCCCACCCUCCAGCCCACUCGCCAACCUCUGUAAUCAGUCAAUCCUAUGCUGAAGACUUGGCCCGAGCUGUGGUGAGGUGUUGUGUAAUGGAAGCCUCCAGGAAGCAGUGUAUGUAGCUCUCUCCAGGGUUGCAUCCCAAAUUACACCCUUAUCCCUGUAUGGUGGACUACUUUUGACCAGAUCCCUUCAACAUGCAUACUAUAAACAGACCAAUCUCAUCUCGUCUCCUCUUAUUAUCUUUGGUUGAUGAAAAAAAACAAGCAUGGUGGAGCACACAAACUACCCAUCAUCGGAUUACUUUCGAUAUCUAGAAAGUGUUUUACUCAAUUAUUUCGCUCACCAAUGAUGUGAUUAAUUAUAAAUAGUAAUUGCUAUUAGCUCAUUCAUAUUGUAGUUUCUGUAAGCCGAGAGUUAUAAAAAUAUGACCGCUUGUAAUAUAUCAAUCUUUCCUCAGAUAGCGCUAGGACAAAUGUAGUUUACAUUUUUCCGGUUUGGAUGAUUGUGUUAUGCUGUAGCUACUUCUGUGAAUGUCUGAAUAUUGCAUCCAAAAAUAAACUGUUCCCAUUCUGGACAUAACUUUGUAAGGACUCUGUUUGUGCAAAUUGUUUCUGAAAAAACUGUGGCCAGCUCAAAUUCUGAUUGUUGCGUCAUUUGAUAUUGAACGUUCUAAAUACGUGUUCUAAUCACAACGGUUUGAUUGUAUGCUGCAGGGACUGCUGGAAAGGUUAAU
Messenger RNA from Oncorhynchus keta (chum salmon), 2093 nucleotides. RefSeq lists its product as uncharacterized. The record is from RefSeq and is a predicted model, not a curated record. Bases 85 to 1479 code for a protein of 464 amino acids. Lineage: Eukaryota; Metazoa; Chordata; Actinopteri; Salmoniformes; Salmonidae. The transcript has 2 exons.